Molecule: messenger RNA, 340 nt
Organism: Arabidopsis thaliana (thale cress)
Lineage: Eukaryota; Viridiplantae; Streptophyta; Magnoliopsida; Brassicales; Brassicaceae
Product: Nucleotide-sugar transporter family protein
Exons: 3
Coding region: 1-282 (93 amino acids)
Source: RefSeq, marked reviewed
AUGCAAAGCUCCGCCGUAUUUCCCCUCUCUCCGUUGAUCCCUCUCCUACAACAACGGCGGCUCUCUCUCCGCCACCAUCCUAUAACCGCCGCUUCUUCAAGCGAUCUAAACAUGUCUCCAAAUAAACCUACUCCAUAUGUACUCAGUGCCAUUGUACCAAUUGUUGGUGGAGUUGCACUUGCUUCAAUUUCGGAGGUCUCAUUCAACUGGGCUGGAUUUUCGAGUGCAAUGGCAUCAAACUUGACUAACCAAUCACCAAACAAUUACAUAUUCGAGUUUUAGUUUUGGAGUUUGAUUUACUUUUGUUGUGAAAUGUUGCAAACGUUUGGGUUACUUUUGU